AUGGCAGAUGAACAUACCCUAUCUUACUUUUCAAUAUUUACCUUACCCAACGAAUUGAUCGUUUACUUAUUUCGCUUUCUUCAUGGAGUCGAUUUAGCCAGAUUAUGCAUGGUUUGUCGUUGGUUAAAUCAUUUUAUAGCUCAUGACGAAGUUACAUGGAAGCAGACAAUCCAUGCUGAAUUAACGACUAGUCCACUUAUGUUAAUCCAUGAAACCCAUAAAGACUUUUACAAACGAGCAUAUUUAGGAUUAUACCGAUAUGUAACUGCUUUGGUAAUACCGCCAUUAGUCAAAGAAUUCAACAACAGAGCUAAAAAUGCCGAUCAUCAUGUAAGAAACUCAUAUUUUAUUGAAAAAAAUUACUCGUAUGGUCAUUAUCUAAAUGAAUAUGCACUACUGCACAAUACCUCGAUAAUGGAUGAUCCUGAUCGAUCACUUCGUUUGUACUGUUAUUUAUGUGCUGCAUCUAAACAUGGCUACGAAGUUUGGGCUACCAAAUUGUGCCAGCAAGGAGCUAAAUUAACAGAAAGCAAUAUCAGUAUCAAAGAUUGGGUAAUAUACGAUUGGUCAUUUUGCCCAUUAGGCUUCGCUACGUAUGAAAAUAAUGUUGAAAUGGUUAAAACACUCAUUAAAUUAGGAAUUCGUUAUCAAUCACCAGAUCCACAAUAUGUAUUACAAAUUGAUAAUAAUCUUAGUAUUGAUUCACCAGUCCAGAUAGCUGCUUUAGUUGCUUUGCGAGGUAUUAUUUGCAAAGUAUUGGUAAGCAUACGUGAUGAAGCUUACCUGUUAAAGGUGUUUUUAAAGUCUUUAAGUUUACCUUCUUACUAUCAAGCUGUUUUUCAAGGUGAUCUCCAUGAAUUGAAUAGACUAACAAGGGAUAGUCAGGUCGAUCUUGAUACAUUCGAUGAUUAUUAUAUGACAGCUUUAUCAUUUUCCAUAUUAAUAGGUCGCGAAGAUGUUGCUCGCUACAUUUACAAAUUGAAAAAGAACGUUUUAAUUGGUAAUUGUAUAGCUGAUUUUGUCGGAGUUGCAUUAGCAGAUAUUGAAUUCAAAGUGUUGGAAAUUAUACGAGAACACGAUUUCGAUUGUUAUAAAGCUGUUGUAUUUAAUAUAUUUGCAGAUGAGAAAUAUUUUACUGCUAGUAGUCACAAAGAUGUAUUGCAAAUCAUUUUAUCAGAUUUAAAUGAUGAGAACAUAUUUUACGAAGCCUGUCAGAGUGCAAUCACUUCUCAAAAUAGUCGCAUAGCCUUACUAUUAUUAUCAGACUUGCCAAAAUUAUUACAAUUACGUAUGAAUUCAGUCAAUGAUGAGCAAGAAUUAUUACGACAAAUUGUCUCCACAAGAAAGAAUGUGAUUGCUAAUUAUGGGAAAGAGUUAAUAUUACAUGCAGCAGCAUUCAGGCAAGGUCAUUGCAUUCGAGUAUUAAUUACCAAUGGCGCUCCAUUAUUGGAGGUUAUAGAUGAGGUAACAGAAUAUUCAUGUCAAUAUUUGGGUUCUUUCAUCGAAAUACCAAACUACUUUGUUAUUGCAAGUAAUAGCAAGUACAAACUACUACAUCAGUUUCUAUGGCAAUUAAGUAAUGCAAAUUUUGACGUUAAUGCAAUAAUUGAAACGUUACAAUUUUAUACUUUUGCAAAAGAAAUUGCAGAUCUACCUAUUUGUCAGACCACAAAACAAGCUCUUAAUAAAAUUUUACCCCAAAUAAUAUUGCGCAUUAUGCAUUGCGAUUGGAGAAAAGCCAUCUUGAUGGAUAGCCAAUUACAGACACGACUCGAUAAAAUCAGCUAUACACUGCUUGAAAAUUUGAUGUUUCUUAGUCAAAAUUAUGAUGUAAAUGCUCGUCAUAGAUGCAAUAUUCAUCCUGGAGACACAGCAUUAUUCAUUGCAGCUAGAUCUGGAAAUGUAGCUUGGAUACAACUUUUUCUUCAAGCAGGUGCUGAUAGGCAAAUUAAGAAUUAUUGCCAGGAAAAACUAAUUCAUUGCAUUGGAAAACCAUCUAAAGAGUGUAUGCAUUUGAUAAAAAAUUACAAUUCAUGUCCAUUACCAUCAAAGCCGUAUUAA
Molecule: messenger RNA, 2061 nt
Organism: Trichoplax adhaerens
Lineage: Eukaryota; Metazoa; Placozoa; Uniplacotomia; Trichoplacea; Trichoplacidae
Exons: 1
Coding region: 1-2061 (686 amino acids)
Biological process (GO): SCF-dependent proteasomal ubiquitin-dependent protein catabolic process
Cellular component (GO): SCF ubiquitin ligase complex
Molecular function (GO): protein binding
Source: RefSeq, a predicted model, not a curated record